AUGGCGCUACGGGAGGUGGGUGGAAUGGGAGGAGUGCCGACGUCGCGCCAUCUGAAAGUGUGCGUGGUGGGCAGCGGGCCUGGCGGCUUCUACGCGGUCGAGGCUCUGCAGCGCAUGGCAGAAGAGGUCAAAGCAAAGGGGCAAGCACCAGAGAUCGCCCUCGACGUUGACAUCUACGAGCGUCAGGCCGUGCCUUACGGUCUAGUGCGAUUCGGCGUAGCGCCUGAUCAUCCCGAGGUGAAGGCGGUGCAGCAUCGAUACGACGCUUUCAUGGCCGACCCUCGCCUGCGCUUCGUGGGCAACGUUUCCAUCGGCUCUACAAAUUCAAUUUCUCAAUCUUCCUCGAGCGGGGCUGCCGCUCUGUCGGUGGAGGAGCUACUCGGAGCUUACGACGGCGUGGUGCUCGCCGCGGGGGCGCAACGCGACCGCCCGCUCGGCAUCGAGGGCGAAGAUCUGCCUGGCGUCUACUCUGCCCGCGAGUUCGUGGCGUGGUACAACGGCGACCCUGCGAUGCGGAGCCGACAGUUCGAGCUUUCUUCCUCUCGCGAGGCUGUAGUGAUCGGACAGGGCAACGUCGCGCUCGACGUCGCGCGGGUGCUGCUGCAUGAGCCCGGCCAGCUGGCCUCCACCGACAUGCCCGAGUACGCGGUCGACGCCCUGCGCCGCUCCCAGAUCGACACGGUGCACAUCGUGGGGCGACGCGGACCCGCGCAGGCCUCAUUCACCAACAAGGAGGUGCGGGAGAUCCUCAAUCUGCCCGGGGUCCAGUGCCACUUCCUGCCAUCGGGCGUGCUUGCCCUCAACGAGGCCUCCAAGGCCGAGACUGCGAAGGAGCGCGGCAAGAAGCGCAUGAUCGACCUCUUCGCCGCCACGGAGAAGAAGGUGCGUUACACCCUGUGGAAAGCCUGUCCCGCGUCGAGUGCCUUCAAGGCUGAAAACGAACGACGUGGCUUGGAAUGUGGUGUAUGCGGCCAGGCCGGAGAGACGAAGGGCGAACCCAAGAAGAACCUGUACUUCCUCCUCUCGCCGCUGCGCUUCCUGGCCAACGAGAAGGGGCACGUGAGCGGCAUCGAGCUCGCCCGCAACGAGCUGCAAGGCGAGGCGGGCAACCAGAAGGCCGUCCCCACCCACGAAAAGGAGACGCUCGAAUGCGACGUCGUGUUCAAGAGCAUCGGAUACAAAUCCGAACCUCUGGAGGGCGUGCCUUUCGAUCACCACCGCGGGGUGGUACCCAAUGAGCACGGCCGAGUCGUGCGACCCGACGGCAGCACGGUGCCGGGGCUCUACGUGUCGGGCUGGAUGAAGCGCGGGCCGUCGGGGGUGAUCGGCACCAACCGCAUGGACGCCGAGGAGACGGUGGCCUCCAUGUGGGCCGACCUCGCCGCGACACGCCCCGGCGAGAAGCCCGGCUGGCGAGCGAUCCAGGACAAGCUGCGGGAGCGGCAGGUUGCCUACGUCGACUGGAAGCAGUGGAAGGCCAUCGAAGACGAGGAGCACCGACGCGGCCAGGUGCUGGGCAAGGAGAGGGAGAAGUUCACGUCGGUUCCCGAAAUGCUCGAUGUUGCGUUCAAGCAGUGA
Molecule: messenger RNA, 1578 nt
Organism: Acanthamoeba castellanii str. Neff
Lineage: Eukaryota; Discosea; Longamoebia; Acanthamoebidae
Product: ferredoxin/adrenodoxin reductase
Exons: 6
Coding region: 1-1578 (525 amino acids)
Molecular function (GO): oxidoreductase activity
Source: RefSeq, a predicted model, not a curated record